GUCUGUCACAGGUUCCCACAGGCUGUGCAAUAGAUAGCAGAUGUAACGUUAGUUUCGCACGUGUUGCUCUGGUGGUGCUUCCGCUGUAGGCUGAAAUGAGUGACAACAAGUCUUUAAAGCAACGUAAAAGGCCUCUCAGCGAUGAAGAGGAAGAGACCAGCUCCAAGAAGAGAAGGGACGGGAGCCAAGGAGCAGUCAGUAGUUCAGACCCACAGAUGAUAAAGAAAGCGCCCAGAUUAUCACCGGCAUUAUUCUGUGAUAACUGUGAAAUUCAUCACCUGCAGUUGCAUCACCUCCUGAAGUAUGCUGCUCUGGGUAAACAUGGCAAGGCCACACAGGCAAGCUGGUGUAGCAUUCACCAUCAGAAGUAUCUCUGUGGCGUGGUGGUGGUUGUGCUGCAGGAUCUCGCUCAGCAUCAUUUCUACCAGUUUUAUCUACACUUCCGUUCUCUCCGGAGACUGUUCAGACAUAGAUUCAGCCUGCCGCCUCCCCCCAGUGAUUUCCUUGCUUCUCUUCUUGGGUUGAAUGAUCCUGACGUUCCAGCCCAGAAGAAGCAAACGAAUAGUCAGCAUAGCCCUGAAGGUUCUACAGACCAGAAGUACAAUUUCAUUGCAAUACCAAAGCCCACAAAGUCUCAUGACCCCAUCCUACAAAGAUAUGGAACGAAAAUUCAUAGCCUGACCAGGUACCUACUUACUGAGGAGGAGAUGAGGAACAAUAAUUAUCCGCUUGUAGGCUUAUCCGAUACAAAUAACUAUGUUCAUACCAAGUGCACUGAGCGACCUACGGAUAGUAGCCCUCUGUUUGGUCUGGAUUGUGAAAUGUGUCUGACCUGUAAAGGGAGUGAGCUGACCAGAGUGUCGUUAGUGGAUGCCCAAGGCCAGUGCAUUAUGGAUGAACUGGUAAAGCCCAUCAAUCCCAUUAUAAAUUACAUGACCAGGUUCUCCGGGAUCACUAGAAAGAUGAUUCAUCCUGUGAAAACAAAGUUAACGGAUGUCCAAGAAAAAUUAAAAAGCCUUCUUCCUCCAGAUGCCAUCUUGGUGGGUCACUCGUUAAAUAAUGACCUGCAAGCUCUGCAGAUGAUCCAUCCAAAUGUCAUUGACACAGCGCUGCUAUUUGCCCGAUCCCUGGGAAUGAAGUUUAGAUUGAAGUUCUUGGCGCAAGAGAUUCUAAAGAGAGAGAUUCAGUGUGAUAAUGCUGUUGGCCACAAUCCCUCGGAGGAUGCGGUCGCUGCUCUGAACUUAGCUCAGUACUUCAUUCAGCAUGGGCCGGAAAAGGUUGCAGAAAUUAAUUUGGAGGAUGUUUUCCAAAAAACAAAUAACCUGCAUAGUAGACCAGACACUCCCAAAGCCUCCAAGAUUAAACAGAACGGGUUCCUUCAUCCCCUGCCACCAGAAGGACCUAGCUUUCUAGAAGAGCUGGAAAAUGCAGGCCAGAAAAUUGCUUAUGUUUCCAGAGAAGGAUUGAAUGACACCGUGCCUUCGGGACAGUUUGAGUCCUUGUUAUGUACGUCAGAUGAGGAAGUCCUUGAGAAAGCGCGCAGUGUCGUCCCCCUGUCUUCAGUCAGUAUCGUUAAGUUCCAGCAGGGCAAAAUUUUCAGUAAAUGUCAUUUAGACGCCAAUGAAAGGGUUUUCUGCAAGUUUGCAGAAAUGAUGACCGUCUUUGCGGGACCCUUCAGGAGUGGUGUGUGUCUGAAGACUGUCAAGAUGCAUUUUGAGAGUUGCGGUCCUCUUCACUCGCUGAGUACUACAUCAGAUACUUGUCAGCCAUACGUCUGCAUCAAGUACAGCGUCCCAGAAGGUGCGCAUCUUGCCGUGGAGCUGCUAAACGGUUCGUGUAUCGAUGGAAGCCGUAUUAAGGUUCAGAGGAUGAUAACAAGGAGGACUGCAGACCAUGAAGACAUUUUCAAGGAGAUGGAAGAAGAUCCAGAAAAUAAAAGCACAAUCUAUGUCUCCGGAUUUACAAAACCCCCGACAGAGGAAUUUCUUCAGCAGCAGUUCAGUCAUCUUAAGGAAAUCAAAUCCGUAUUUGUGCCCACAAACCCAAAGAACCAACGGCAUGCAAAAUACUGUUACUUACGAUUUCACAGCCCUGACGGCGCUGCUGCGGCUGUUCACAGUAUACGUGCACAUGGCGGACUGAGGAGUAUGAAAGCCAUCACCUCCAGCCACUUACAUUGCUGGCUACAAGCUGCUGUGACCUGUGGUUCUCCACACAAACUCUUGAACCCAGAAUCUGUGUCUGAGGGGGAUUGUACAGAAAUAAUUAAGGAUCUGGACAGGAAAGUUCAUCUUCUUUAUGAGAGCCUUCGAGAGAACACCCUGUGUGUCAUCCUCUUCCCUGGAAACAAUAGCAACGGUGGAUCUCUUCCAGGAUUCGGUUUGAUUGGGAUAAAGUGCUGACCACAUUGGCGAGCGCCCAGCCUUUUAAUCAAUAUGUAAUGUACAGACUAUUUUACCACUUCCCUAUUCAUUUAAUAAAACAUCUGCC
Molecule: messenger RNA, 2490 nt
Organism: Bufo bufo (common toad)
Lineage: Eukaryota; Metazoa; Chordata; Amphibia; Anura; Bufonidae
Gene: REXO5
Product: RNA exonuclease 5
Exons: 20
Coding region: 96-2402 (768 amino acids)
Cellular component (GO): nucleus
Molecular function (GO): exonuclease activity; RNA binding
Source: RefSeq, a predicted model, not a curated record